Budorcas taxicolor (takin) is the source of this 2837-nucleotide messenger RNA. RefSeq names its product HPS1 biogenesis of lysosomal organelles complex 3 subunit 1 (gene HPS1). Gene Ontology annotation, molecular function: guanyl-nucleotide exchange factor activity. Bases 154 to 2262 code for a protein of 702 amino acids. The transcript is spliced from 20 exons. The record is from RefSeq and is a predicted model, not a curated record. Lineage: Eukaryota; Metazoa; Chordata; Mammalia; Artiodactyla; Bovidae. Gene Ontology annotation, cellular component: BLOC-3 complex. Gene Ontology annotation, biological process: vesicle-mediated transport; melanosome assembly.
CAGAGUGACCCACAGGGAAGUGAGAGUGCUCAGGGGGAAACAGUAGGUCGUGGAAUGCUGUGCUGCUCUCCAUGAGCUGGUCACCGAGACUGUCUCCUGCAGCCCUUUCUGAGCCUUCAGCUGUCAGGAAUCUCUGCUGCGCUCCUUGCCACGAUGAAGUGCGUCUUGGUGGCCACAGAGGGCGCGGAGGUCCUCUUCUACUGGACAGAUGUGGAGUUUGAAGAGAGUCUGCGCCUGAAGUUUGGACAGACGGAGAAUGAGGGAGAAAAGCCUCCCGCCCUGGAGGACCAGCUUAGCACCCUCCUGGCCCCGGUCAUCAUCUCCUCUAUGACCAUGCUGGAGAAGCUCUCGGACACAUACACCUGCUUCUCGACAGAAAAUGGCAACUACCUGUAUGUCCUUCACCUGUUUGGAGAAUGCCUAUUCAUCGCCAUCAACGGAGACCGCACAGAGGGCGAAGGGGACCUGCGGCAGAAGCUGUGCGUGCUCAAGUACCUGUUCGAGGUGCACUUCGGGCUGGUGACUGUGGAUGGACAGCUCAUUCGAAAGGAGCUUCGGCCCCCGGACUUGGAGCAGCGUGUGCAGGUGUGGGAGCGCUUCCAGAGCCUGCUGUGGACCUACAGCCGCCUGCGGGACCAAGAGCAGUGCUUCGCCGUAGAGGCUGUGGAGCGGCUGAUCCACCCUCAGCUCUGUGAGCUGUGCAUCGAGGCACUGGAGCGGCACGUCAUCCACGCCGUCAACUCCAGCCCCGGGCGGGCUGGCGAGGAGGCCCUGCACGCCUUCCUGCUUGUGCACUCCAAGUUGCUGGCUUUCUACUCCAGCCACAGCGCCAGCUCCCUGCGCCCAGCCGACCUCCUGGCCCUCAUCCUCCUGGUGCAGGAUCUCUACCCCAGCGAGAGCACGGCUGAGGACAGCGACCCCCAGCUUUCCCCACGGAGGCCCCACCGCAGCCAGAGCAUCCCCGUGCAGCAGGUCUGGAGCUCUUGUUCUGCAGACCCAACCAGGAAUUCUGCGGGGACCGAGACAGACAGCUUCUCCCCUACUGACGAGUACUUCACACCAGCUCCUUCCCCUGGGGAGCAGAGUUCAGGUAGCACCAUCUGGCUGGAUGGGGGCACCCCACCUACUGACUCUCCCCACAUCCAGAUGGCUGAAGACACCCUCCAGAUGCUGAUCCCUCACUCCCCAGGACCCUCUGGCCCCAGAAGGAUUUUCCUGGAUGCCAGCGUGAAAGACAGCUACUGCCCCCUGGUGCCCCAUACCAUGUACUGCCUGCCCCUGUGGCCGGGCAUCAGCAUGGUGCUCCUGACCAAGUGCCCCAGCACGGCCCUGGCCCUGGCCCUGUACCAGCUGCUGGAUGGGUUUUCUCAACUGGAGAAGAAGCUGAAGGAGGGGCAAGAGGCUGGGAGCUCCUUGCGGUCCCACCCCAUCGUGGCGGACCUCCGCCAGAGGAUGGACAAGUUUGUCAAGAGUCGAAGUGGGCAAGAACUUCAGAGAACCUGGCAGGAGUUCAAGACCAAGGCCUUCUCCAAAAGUGAGCCCGGCUCAUCCUGGGAGCUGCUCCAGGCGUGCAGGAAGGUGAAGCGGCAGCUAUGCGCCGUCUAUCGGUUCAGCUUCCUGACCGUGGCCCCAGGCCGGGGGGGCCCCCACCUGCCCCAGCACCUGCAGGACCAAGUCCAGACACUCAUGCAAGAACAGCUGGCGGACUGGAAGGACUUCCUGCUGGUGAAGAGCAGGAGGAACGUCACCAUGGUGUCCUUCCUGGAAGACUUCCCAGGCCUGGUGCAUUUCAUCUACGUGGACCGCACCACUGGUCAGAUGGUGGCCCCUUCCCUCAGCAGCAGUGAAAGGACUUCAUCGGAGCUGGGCCGGGGGCCCCUGGCCACCUUCGUCAAAACCAAGGUCUGGUCUCUCAUCCGGCUGGCGCGCAGAUACCUGCAGAAGGGCUACACCACACUGCUGUUCCGCGAGGGGGACUUCUGCUGCUCCUAUUUCCUGUGGUUCGAGAAUGACAUGGGCCACAAACUCCAGAUCAUGGAGGUGCCUGUGCUGUCUGAUGACUCAGCUCCCAUCGGCAUGCUGGGAGGAGACUACUACAGGAAGCUCCUGCGGUAUUACAGCAAGGGCCACCCGGCUGAGGCUGUCAGGUGCCACGAGCUGCUGGCCCUCCACCUGUCGGUCGUGCCCACAGACAUGCUGGUGCAGCAGGCUGGCGAGCUGGCCCGGCGCCUGGGCGAGGCCUCCCGCCUUCCCCUGCUCUAGGACUAGGAGGGCGGCCCCAUGCAUCGGCCUCUGCCCCCGGUUCUCCAGGCCUGCCUGGCUCACAGACAUCACCACGGCCAAGAGCCUCCUCCUGUCCACAGCGGCCCUGGGGAUGGCACUGUCUCCAGGGCAGCUCCAGAAUUUCUUAAAGAAAUUCACUCAGAGCCACCUCCAUUGUGGGUAACAAGCAAACCCCAAACCCUUCCUUCUGGAAAAAGAAGAAGGCCAGUUUCCUUAGCUAGAGCAGCUGUGGAUGUGAGCUUAGACCCAGGGCCACCCCACUUUGGGAACCGCCUCUCCGUUUACCCCAGGAGACCGACAGGAAGUGCCCAGCUCUUCUUGGAGUGGGGAGAGCGCCUCAGGAAGCCCGUCUCCUCCCGCGUGAAAGGUGCUCCCCUAGCUGGGUUGAGCCCUGGCUCUGCCGUGUCCUCGCCGUGGCUCUGGACACUGUGGCUCUGGACAGUGGCUUUCUCCCCCACCUCUGAGCCUAUCUCCCCGCAGUCAGUGUGACUGCGCCCCCGUCAGGACAGUCGUGGGGCUGCAGGACGGCAGCAGGCACGCAAUAAAUUCUGGUC